AUGAGGGUCAUACUCGGAAAUGGUCUCUGGGUAAGCGAGAGAGAUGACCACAAGGUUCAAAAAAAGGGUCUCCUGUCAGCAUUUACACGUCAACGUGUUAAUGCAUUAUACCCUAUAGUUUGCAAAAGGCCCAGUGAGACAAUACAAGAGGUUGCAAUAGCUUUGAACCAGCACAAAGGAAUAUUAGAUACUGCCAACUGGGCCUCGCGAUAUGCACUCGAUGUCAUUGGAUCAGCAGGUCUCGGUAAAGACUUUAUGGCAAUUCAAGAUGAGAACAACGCACUUGUGAAAGUGUGUAAGAAGGUGUUCAAAGUAUCCAAACAGCAACGCACCAUAUUUCUACUCAACACAUUCUUACCAUGGUGGUUACUGAGCAACCUGCCCCUCAGCCAUAAUCAUGAGUUCUUACAGGCAUCAAAAGCCAUUCGCCAAGUUUGUCAGGACGUCAUUCAUCAGAGACGAGCCCAGUACGCUUGCGAAGGAGUGUGGGGCACCGAUUUGCUCUCGACAGCUAUUCAAAUCGGGCGCUUUUCCGAUGAAAAUCUCAUCGAUCAAGUUAUGACUUUCCUCGCCGCAGGACAUGAAACAACGGAGUCUUCUUUAGUUUGGGCCAUUUAUUUGCUAGCCAAGCACCCGGAACUACAAAAGACGCUGCGGGUUGAUAUUCCAGAGAACGUACCACCAAUAGAGUCGGAUGCGGAGAUUACAAGUGAUGAUAUCAAGCGGGUACCUCUUCUACAUGCAGUGUGCAAUGAGACACUUCGAAUAUUCGGCCCUGUCCGCCUUACAAUGCGAGAAGCAGCCUGCGACACGUAUCUUCAAGAUAGCGCCGUGCCCUGCGGUAUCAAAUUUAUGAUAUCAUCCUGUGCUACAAAUAUAGAUGAGACUCUGUGGGGCCCCGAUGCCUCCGAGUUUAAUCCAUACAGAUGGUUAAGUGAAAACGAAGAAGGUAAUUGGGUAUUUCUUCACGAGGGAGGAGCAACGAGCAAGUAUGCCAUGCUUACGUUCUCGCAAGGCCAUCGAGGCUGUAUUGGGCAAGGGUUUGCAAAAGCUGAGUUCGCCUGUUUGAUUUCUGGCUGGCUUGGGCGUUUCUCAUUUCAACUCGAGGCCUGA
Messenger RNA from Penicillium angulare, 1113 nucleotides. RefSeq lists its product as uncharacterized. The record is from RefSeq and is a predicted model, not a curated record. NCBI's taxonomy places the organism in Eukaryota, Fungi, Ascomycota, Eurotiomycetes, Eurotiales, Aspergillaceae. Gene Ontology annotation, molecular function: heme binding; monooxygenase activity; iron ion binding. The transcript has a single exon. Bases 1 to 1113 code for a protein of 370 amino acids.